AUCUUUCCCUGAAUUAUGGAAAUUUUGUGGAAGACGCUGACUUGGACACUGAGCCUGGUGGUGAUGACUGCUUCUGAAUUUCAAAGUAUCAGCAAACUCUCACAUAACUCCCAAGAGGAGUUCCUGUCCUACCUGCAGCACUACCAGUUGACUGUCCCGGUGCGGGUGGAUGAGAAUGGAGAAUUCCUGAGCUACACUGUGAAGCACCACCGGCCAGGCCGACGGAGACGGGGGGCGGUGGAUCCGAUGAUGGGAGCCCAGCCCGCGUUAGACCCACUGGAGCCCCGACUGUUCUACAGACUGUCAGCCUAUGGAAAGCACUUUCACUUAAACCUGACUCUCAACCCCCACUUGGUGUCAAAACAUUUUACAGUGGAGUACUGGGGUAAAGAAGGGCUGGAGUGGCGGCAUAAUAUUGUAGAUAACUGUCACUAUAUUGGAUUCUUGCAAAAUCAGCACAGUACAACUAGAGUGGCACUCAGCAACUGCAAAGGCCUGCACGGUGUUAUUACAACAGAGGAAGAACAGUAUUUAAUAGAGCCUUUAAAGAACAUAUCCUCAACCACCUCUGGUGAAUGGAACCUGGAAGAAGCACAGCAGCAUGUUAUUUAUAAAAUGUCUGCCAUUCCCUCACCACAAGAGCAUAGCCAGGAGUUCAGCUGUGGCAUUUCAGACCUCAUUAAAACCAGUGCACCUUGCCAGCUUAGCACGCCUUCGCCCCAAAACUACAGCAAGCUGUCAAACAGCACCCACAGACAGAAGCGAUCGAUCAGCACUGAGCGCUUUGUGGAGACGCUUGUGGUCGCUGAUAAAAUGAUGGUCGGUUACCACGGACGCAAAGACAUUGAGCAUUACAUCCUGUCCGUAAUGAAUAUUGUUGCCAAACUUUACCGUGAUGCCAGCCUAGGAAAUGUUGUGAACAUUAUUGUGACCCGGCUGAUUGUUCUGACUGAAGAUCAGCCAAAUCUGGAAAUUAAUCAUCAUGCUGACAAGUCUCUGGACAGUUUCUGUAAGUGGCAGAAGUCCAUCCUGUCUCAUCACAGCGAUGGAAACAGUAUUCCAGAGAAUGGGAUGGCUCAUCAUGACAAUGCUGUCCUAAUCACCCGGUAAGACUACAGCACCGGAAAAUCCAAAAGUAGUGGUAGCUUGGGUCUGGCCUCAGUGGCUGGAAUGUGUGAGCCAGAGAGGAGCUGCAGCAUCAAUGAAGACAUCGGCCUCGGUUCUGCUUUCACCAUUGCGCACGAGAUUGGCCACAAUUUUGGGAUGAACCAUGAUGGGAUUGGGAAUUCUUGCGGUACCAAAGGUCACGAGACAGCCAAACUGAUGGCUGCUCAUAUAACAGCCAACACCAACCCUUUCUCCUGGUCUGCCUGCAGCAAAGACUACAUCACCAGCUUUCUCGACUCAGGUCGGGGGACGUGUCUGGACAAUGAACCUCUGAAACGAGACUUCCUGUACCCAACAGUGGCCCCGGGGCAGGUGUAUGAUGCAGAUGAGCAGUGUCGCUUCCAGUAUGGAACCUCUUCACGCCAGUGCAAGUAUGGGGAAGUGUGUAGAGAGCUCUGGUGCCUUAGCAAAAGCAACCGUUGUGUAACUAACAGUAUUCCUGCUGCAGAGGGGACCCUGUGCCAGACAGGCAACAUUGAAAAAGGGUGGUGCUACCAGGGGGAAUGUGUUGCAUUUGGUACCUGGCCUCAGAGUGUGGAUGGAGGCUGGGGGCCAUGGUCCAUUUGGGGGGAGUGCAGCAGGACCUGUGGGGGCGGUGUAUCCUCCUCCAUGAGGCACUGUGACAGCCCAGCCCCAUCUGGAGGAGGCAAGUACUGUCUCGGAGAGAGGAAACGAUACAGAUCCUGUAACACUAACGCCUGCCCUGUAGGAUCUCGUGAUUUCCGAGAGAAGCAGUGCGCUGAUUUUGACAACUCCCCUUUCCGCGGGAAGUACUACAACUGGAAGCCUUACACUGGGGGUGGUGUGAAGCCCUGUGCGCUGAACUGCUUGGCAGAAGGCUAUAACUUCUACACUGAGCGGUCUCCUGCUGUCAUAGAUGGCACCCAAUGUCAGGCUGACUCGCUGGACAUUUGCAUCAAUGGAGAGUGUAAGCAUGUUGGCUGUGACAACAUACUGGGCUCAGACGCCAAAGAAGACAGAUGCCGUGUGUGUGGAGGGGAUGGCAGCACCUGCGAGGCCACAGAAGGACUCUUUAACAAGUCUCUACCCAGAGGAGGCUACAUGGAGGUGGUUCAAAUCCCAAAAGGUUCUGUUCACAUAGAAAUCAAAGAAGUGACUAUGUCAAAGAACUACAUCGCUUUGAAAUCUGAAGGGGAUGAUUAUUACAUCAAUGGAGCGUGGACCAUUGACUGGCCCAGGAAGUUUGAGAUUGCAGGGACAGCCUUCCACUACAAGAGACCCUCUGAUGAACCAGAGUCUUUAGAAGCGUUGGGUGCUACCACUGAAAAUCUGGUUGUCAUGGUCCUCCUUCAAGAGCAGAACCUUGGAAUACACUACAAGUUCAACGUCCCCAUCCAGCGCACAGGGAGUGGUGAUAAUGAGGUGGGCUUCUCCUGGCACCACCUGCCCUGGUCUGAAUGCUCAGCUACCUGUGCCGGAGGUUCUCAGAAGCAGGAGUUAGCCUGUAAAAGGCUGGACGACAACUCAGUGGUACAGAACAACUACUGUGACCCAGACAGCAAACCUCCAGAAAACCAGAGAGACUGCAAUACUGAGCCGUGUCCUCCAGAAUGGUUUAUUGGAGACUGGUCAGAGUGUCCGAAGACGUGCGAUGGCGGGAUAAGGACGAGGACAGUCCUCUGUAUCAGGAAGAUUGGUCCCGCUGAGGAGGAGACACUGGAGGACACUCACUGUUUGACUCAUCGGCCUAUUGAGAGAGAGUCCUGCAACAACCAGUCCUGUCCUCCAAAGUGGGUCACUCUGGAUUGGUCUGAGUGCACACCUAAAUGUGGUCCUGGCUUUAAGCACCGCAUUGCCUUGUGUAAGAGCAGCGACCUCACCAAGACCUUUCCACCUGCCCGCUGCUCGAUCCAUAACAAACCUCAAGUCCGAAUGCGCUGCACUUUAGGGCGCUGUCCUCCUCCCCGCUGGAUCCCUGGUGAAUGGGGACAGUGUUCAGCACAGUGUGGUCUGGGCCAGCAGAUGAGGACGGUACAGUGUCUGUCCUACACAGGACAGCCAUCGAAUGACUGCGUAGAGUCCCUCCGACCAGCCACCAUGCAGCAGUGUGAGAGCAAGUGCGAUGCCACCCCGAUCUCCAGUGGUGAUGAAUGCAAAGAUGUAAACAAAGUGGCUUAUUGCCCGCUGGUACUGAAGUUCAAGUUCUGCAGUCGAGCGUACUUCAGACAGAUGUGCUGCAAGACUUGUCAGGGACACUGACCCUUUGAAUACAAGAGCGAGACAAGAAGAUGGUCAUAAAGGCAAGAAAGAUGGAGGGAUACAGUGCUUAAGAGGGUGAGAAGAAAACAGCAGACUGGAAAAUGCAUCCCGACUCUGAACCAGUGGAAGAAUGAAAAAGUUGUCAAUGUUGAAGACGGGAGAAAAGCGAGGAUUUCCCUGUUUAUCAUACCCCAUACUCCUGCCCUCUGUCGUGGUGGAAUUUAAACCACUGCUCAGCCCAUAAUGCUGACACAAACAUUAUUUUUUUGUUUUUUACAUUUUCACUUCUGUGAAGUGGAACUCGGAAGAUUAACUGUUGGUGAUGUUAUCUUUUAUUAUAAUAAUAAUUAUUAAUAUCAUUGUUAGUCUUCCUCAGUGUUAGUUUUUUUUACGAAUCCAAAGUGCUGGACACAUCGCUCGCAGAGGAUGUACCCCGGAGAUUAGAAGAGGGGGGAUGGGAGACUCCUGUCUUUGGGAUGACUGUGAUGGUGCUAUUGGCAGAGCAGACUUCUGGCUUCGGUGCACUUUUUUCAUGUAAAUACCAAUUUACUGCUCAAAUGCAACAGAGAAUCCCUGUUGGUGUACUGUAUAUUUAUUGUACAAUCCAAAACAGAGCUGAUAUAUUGUCCUCUGAUCAUCUUUUCGCCAGAUAGUAGCCUAUUGUUAUGGAAGGGAAUGUAAUGUGAUUGAAUUCAUAUUCAGUUUCUUUGUGCUUGAGUGAAAAUAUUACAUACUGUAACAUAUGUUAAACCCUUGUAUACUGUAAGGAUUUGUAUAUUAUAUACAUAUGUUAAUCCAGGGCCGAAAAAAAUACACCGUGGUUAUUGGAGAUUUUUAAAUCUUUUUUUCCCCCAGCUGGGUGCCUUAGUUCUUAACAGUCAGGUAAAAGUUCACCCAAAAUCACCAAAGUCAUCUUUUCAAAUGGUGCCUAUGCCACAUUAAAAAAUUAGUGACCAGACCUUUACUAGCAUCUUACUGAGUUUAGUUUUAAAGGAUUUAUAUGUUUUGUUCAUCUGAGUCAAAGUGCAGUCACCAUUACAUACUCUCUUUAAGGAUCUUUUUGAGGUAAACUAAUAGCCCCGCAGUUUGCAAAAUGGCCUUCUUACCAAUGAUUACAUGAAAAGAUUGAUGUAUGAGGUCUGGGCAAGACGAUGGUUAGCUCAGGCCUCAGUCACAAUUUAAUACUGGCAACACAAAUAUGGUGAUCCUCAGCAAACGUCCUUGUGAUUGCUUUAGCUGCUAGCAGAUUGCCGAGGUCACCUGUAGUUUGCAUGAAAGAUGCCAACUUGUCUGCAGACAUUUAUUUUUUGAGCUUUAAUGACAUUUUAAUUAGUUUACAUUUGCUUUUAAAGAAUAAGUUGUGUCUUACUGCUGCAACCUACAUAUUUUGGAAUGUGUAACUUUUACUUUGAAAGCAUAUGUUUAGGUUACACUUACCAUUUCACUUCUACUUGGUAAGUCCGCUUCUUCCAUGCAAAAAACAGCUGAAAAUGGAAAUCUGCCAGUGUCCAAAGCAAUUUCAGAGAAUUUUUCUGUCCAGCACCCUCGCAGCGACCAAUUUAUGCUAGUGACUGCUCGCAACCUCCAGCAAUCAGUUGCCAAACAGUUGUAAAAUACACAUGGGGUUGGCAGGAGGUCAUUAACUGGUCUGCACACUAGUGUGCACAGCUGUUUGACUAAGACCUUAGGAAAAGUGGAGGGAAAAUGCUGACUAGCUAGGGUGACAUAAAUCAACCUAUUAACACAUCUAAAGCUCACCAAUUUACAAUUAACAUUUAAUGAAAAAAAUAAAAAGGAUCAUUAAAAUUCACCAUUUAAAUGUAAAUUAAGACAUAAAUCAGUAAGUGUUUAUAAUGUUGCUUUUGUCUUUAGUACAAAACCAGCUCCAUAUAAAUGUCGUAUGAAGACCAGUUCAGCAACAGUUUGCAACAGCUAGUAUGUCUGUUUAAUUUAGCUCUGUGAUCUUUAAAUAAGCUGUACUGUAUCUGCUUGAAGCCACCAAUGCAAGCAAAGACUUAAUUUGAAGAUUUGGUUGUUAAUAUUGUUGAACACUUCUGGCUUUAUAGGAAGUUAAUCACAGGCUGCCUGACUUGUGAAGCUGACGCUUUAAGGGGGACUAAUGAACAAAAUGUAGCCUACCCAUUCAUUCUCAUCAAAGAUGCUUGCUGGCAAAACCAACUAGGCAUUUUGGAGCUGGGCAUGUACAUCAGAAACUGAAACUGAAAAGCACACUUUUAAAAAUUGUUCUAAUGAACCCCCCCCCCCCCC
Molecule: messenger RNA, 5655 nt
Organism: Neolamprologus brichardi
Lineage: Eukaryota; Metazoa; Chordata; Actinopteri; Cichliformes; Cichlidae
Source: RefSeq, a predicted model, not a curated record